GUUCACCUGAUGAUUAUUACCAUGCCGAUUAUGGCACUUAAGCGCCGAUGAUAUCUACUAGCACGUCUUGAAACACUAGACGAGUCGCUCCCUACAUCCCCCACUCCCUCGAAUAUGACUGUAGUCUCAAAUGAUCCCAAUUUUUGGCCGAUAAUUAGUUCGAAUAUUUUUUUCACCUAUUCAAUGGGCGGUUGCCGCCAGCGUCGCGGUGGUGUACGAUUGGGGUGAGCAAGACAGUGUUCGAAAGCCGCUAAUAUUCUUAUGAUAUAUCCAGCACUAACCCUCGGACAAGAGAUUGAACUGAUUUGGAGGCAACGUUGGUCUAUUAUGACUAUGAUGUAUCUGGUUAUACGCUAUGUUGGAAUAGUACCACAUUCUGUUGUCAGCGUCCUACCAAAUAUGCCAUCGGUCUCGCUGACAGAUGCAGUGAGCAUUGUUAUGGACUAUAUAAUAAAUGGAACAAACAUUAUCGUGGCUGCCAUGCUGGGCGUCAUCAUGAUUUCUCGGUUGCAUGCCAUGUAUCAGAGAUCCAGGAUGAUGCUUAUCUUCAUUGUUAUUAUUUUCUUGGCUGUCAUUAUUGCCUAUGGAGUAAUUGCGGCAAUAGAACUCGAGCGCACCACAGCAGAGGAGCUGAUACUCUCUGGCACAUAUAUGUGCAAAUAUGGAUUUGAGGAGGAUAUCCAGCCUCUGACCUCAAUGGUUUGCAUGCUUAAUAUCAUCUGGGAGGUCCUUGCACUGUGUCUUGCAGUCUGGAUUGCUGUGAAACAAAUUCGUGACCUGCGACGACUCAACCGAUCGACAGGAUCGUCCAUCGGGGACUGUUUCAGAGUGCUGAUAGGAUCUCAUGUGCUUUAUUUUGCGAGCUUUGCUAUCGUCUCUUGCCUCCAGCUUGUUGUCAUCUCUCCGGAGCUCAAGAAUUCGAAUUCUAUGGGAGCUCAGAUACUCUUUGGUACUCUUCAAAUUUUAUAUGACGUGCAGAUGUUCGUGCUGGGACCACGCCUCAUCCUUAGCGUUCGAGAAUAUUAUGCUAAGCUCGUGGCCGACUCCGACGCAGAAACUAGCAUGACUUCGAUUGUCUUCCAGGAGCGUGUACAUGUACUAACUAACAGUACUGUGCAGGGAAAUGCUUGUUGAGUAUUCUGCAUGGGAAUUUGUCGUGGUAUUUAUCUAACAUAUGGUAUUUCGAAGUAUAUUUGAAUGGUCUAGGCAAACCUAUUUCUUGUUGGAUCACUAUUACUGGAACUCAGCGAACCGUUCAUACUAAAAUACAGCGUGAAUCAGUAUGAGUCGCCCAGACAGCUAAUACCACGACUGAGUCGCACUGCAGUAACGUUUACCAGUGUAAAUGCAAAACACGGUCCUUGCAAAGCUCUACUCCAUCCUGCUAAGCA
Molecule: messenger RNA, 1391 nt
Organism: Suillus plorans
Lineage: Eukaryota; Fungi; Basidiomycota; Agaricomycetes; Boletales; Suillaceae
Exons: 12
Coding region: 262-1134 (290 amino acids)
Source: RefSeq, a predicted model, not a curated record